AUGAGCAAUUCCACAGGUGUCGCUGAAAACAUGCUCUGGGGAGGCCGCUUCACCCAGGGCCUGGAUCCCCUAAUGGUGCAGUACAACACAUCUCUGCCUUAUGACCGCGUAUUCUGGAAGCAAGAUAUCGCCGGUUCCAUUGCCUUCGCCCGCGCCAACACCAACUCCGGACUCCUCACGCCGCAAGAAUUCGCCGAGAUCGAGCGCGGCUUCAAGCAGAUCGCCCAGGAAUGGGAAACCAACUCCUUCGUCGCCAAGGAGAAUGACGAAGACAUUCACACCGCCAACGAGCGCCGUCUCGGCGAGAUCAUCGGCAAGGAAAUCGGUGGUAAGCUGCACACUGGCCGGUCGCGCAACGAGCAGAUCGCCACCGAUAUGCGUCUGUGGCUCCGCGAUGAGCUCCGUCUCAUUGACGAGCACCUCUGCAACCUGAUCAAGGUCUCUAUUGCCCGUGCCGAAAACGAUAUCGCCUACCUCAUGCCCGGCUACACCCACUUGCAAAAGGCCCAGCCUGUCCGCUGGUCCCACUGGAUUCUGUCACACGCUACUGCCUUUGCUAGCGAGCUGCAGCGUCUGCGCGAGGUUAUCCGUCGUGUUAACAAGAGCCCCCUUGGCACCGGUGCCCUUGCCGGUAACUGCUUCAACAUUGACCGUGAGGCCAUGGCUAAGGAGCUUGGCUUCGACGGUUUGCUGUACAACUCUAUGAACGCUGUCGCGGACCGUGACUUCGCCAUGGAGACUAUGCAGUGGGGAAGCUCUUUCAUGCUCAAGAUCUCCCGCUGGGCCGAGGAUCUGAUCAUCUACAGCAGUCUGGAGUUCGGCUUUGUCCGUCUGUCAGAUGCUUACUCUACUGGAUCUUCUCUCAUGCCCCAGAAGAAGAACGCAGACAGCCUGGAGCUGCUCCGCGGUAAGGCUGGCCGUGCCUUCGGUCAAAUGGCUGGCCUGAUGUGCACAAUCAAGGGCUUGCCCACCACUUACAACAAGGAUCUGCAGGAGAGCGUUGAGCCCAUGCUCGACCACAUCAAGACUGUCAGCGACAGCAUCCAGAUCGGAACCGGUGUCCUUUCCACUCUUACCGUCAUCCCCGACAAGAUGAUCGCUGCUCUGGCUCCUGAGAUGCUGGCCACCGAGAUUGCCGACUACCUCGUCCGCAAGGGCGUUCCUUUCCGUGAGGGCCACCACAUCUCGGGCCGUGUUGUUGCUCUUGCUGAGAACACCAAUGUCCCCAUGGACACUCUUUCUCUGGAGCAGCUCCAGCAGAUCGACGCGCGCUUCGACGCUGAUGUUCAGACCUGCCUUGAUUACGAGCGUGCCGUCGAACUCAAGGACGCUAUUGGUGGAACCAGCAAGCGCGCAGUCUUGGAGCAGAUUGCUGUGCUGAAGAAGUUGCUGUAA
Penicillium soppii is the source of this 1395-nucleotide messenger RNA. RefSeq names its product argininosuccinate lyase ARG4. The record is from RefSeq and is a predicted model, not a curated record. Gene Ontology annotation, molecular function: argininosuccinate lyase activity. NCBI's taxonomy places the organism in Eukaryota, Fungi, Ascomycota, Eurotiomycetes, Eurotiales, Aspergillaceae. The transcript is spliced from 3 exons. Bases 1 to 1395 code for a protein of 464 amino acids. Gene Ontology annotation, cellular component: cytosol.